Molecule: messenger RNA, 1558 nt
Organism: Brienomyrus brachyistius
Lineage: Eukaryota; Metazoa; Chordata; Actinopteri; Osteoglossiformes; Mormyridae
Product: fibrinogen alpha chain
Exons: 5
Coding region: 128-862 (244 amino acids)
Biological process (GO): protein polymerization; blood coagulation; platelet activation
Cellular component (GO): fibrinogen complex
Molecular function (GO): signaling receptor binding
Source: RefSeq, a predicted model, not a curated record
CUAUGAGAUCCCAGCAGAAUUGGCCCAGCCCUGAUAAUAUCUUUAUUUUUGUUUCCUAGAAGUGACACUGCCAGGGCGUUGCCACUGAGUGAAAUGAAAUGCCCAGACCAGGGAGUCUAAGGGCCGCAUGUGUAAAAUGCCCAAGGUGCAGCCUGCGCCCCCCAAAACCCAGAAGCACAGCUGCACUGCGGGGGGGUCACGCCGCCCCCUGUGCUCAGACCAUGAAUGGUCUGACAGGUGCCCUUCGGGGUGUCGCAUGCGAGGCCUCAUCGAUGAUGCGCAGAGAAUCUUCCAGGAGCGUUUAAAGAGGGUGUGUGCGAGGAUGGGAGAGGACAGACAUGAGAUUUCUAAAUCCAUGAUUGUGACCAAACAGCUGUACGCCGACCAGAGAAAACCCAUUGUGAGACAUUAUGUCGCUGAGAUGGAGUACCUGGAGCUCUUCGCACAGCUGCGCAGUAACCUGACAUCCCUGCGCAGACGUGCAGUUGAGCUGGCAGAGAGGCUUCGCGCGCAGUAUGGCCUCGUUCAGAGGCAGGUGACCGAGGCGAGGAAAGCGGAGGUGGACGUUGACAUUAAGAUCCGCAGCUGCCAUGGUUCCUGUGGAGGUGCCAUCAUGUACCAUGCCAACGUGGAGAGCUACCAGAGCCUGGAUCGAGAGCUGUCAUUGUUCGACCGAACAUCCAUACAGGAGAAGCGACCUAGCAGGACUCUAGCAAGGAGGCAAAUGAAGUCAAGGAGUAAAAAUCCGGCAUUUACCUCGUAUGGAAACCUGCCAUUGGAAAGACAAGAAUUUAUCAACCAGUUUGAAGACAUUGAACAAUAUCAGCUUGCGCUAGAACACGUGCUGGAAGAUCAUGACUAAUGAAACAUUCAUUGAUGUACGGAGUACAUACAUUAAUGGGUUCUAUACUUGUAUGUUGGCAGUUUGUAGCUAAAAAAGUGGUAGAGCAGUUUGCUGUGAUAACUACUGCCGGGGAUACAGUAACUAACUGUGUUUGUCAUGAGUACGUGGAAGGAUGGAAUCAUGCCUUUCCAUUCAUGACUAUGCUUUUCUCAGUUUUUCAAUUUGUCAGCAAUUUUAUAUUCAUGUUAGAACUUUUUAAUGUCCUUUACACUCCCUCAGCAACUGAGAUCUGAUACAGUCCUGAUGGCUAUAAUGUAUGUGACUUAUAGGUUAAGUUAAACUAACUAGUUAGAAUUAGUCACCAAAUGUUCCUUGGCGACCUUAAGAACACAGGGUGUUUGAUAUUUGAUGGUCUAUGAUUUCAUAAUCACCGUGAUCAGUGUGCAUCUGCUGCCCCUACUCCCCUAAAAGCCCCACAUCCUCCACCGCCCUCCAUCUCUCCAUUUCCUGAGGAAAUCCCCAGACGGAGCCAUCUUGUGAUGAAGCUGAGGCGACGCCUGGCUGGCCUCCCUCGUCUUCCUCCGCAGUCCGCGCGCUUCCGGCUGUGGAACUCCAUACUGACCGUGUACAAACACAGGGCAGGGGAAUCCACGCGGAAGACAUGCUAAAACAAAUGCAAACGUACAAUUAAUAAUAAAGAAAAACAUUGAAUGA